This is a messenger RNA of Orbicella faveolata, 3377 nucleotides long. RefSeq lists its product as uncharacterized. Gene Ontology annotation, biological process: glucan catabolic process. Lineage: Eukaryota; Metazoa; Cnidaria; Anthozoa; Scleractinia; Merulinidae. The record is from RefSeq and is a predicted model, not a curated record. Gene Ontology annotation, molecular function: beta-glucosidase activity. Gene Ontology annotation, cellular component: extracellular region; cell surface.
GGAGCAUAACGUGAGACAAAAUAGCAACCUAGGUAAACGCUAUUGACUCUCAAAUGUGUGAAUUGUCAGAUUGCCUAACAAAAGAUUUGUGUAAGAAUUUAAGAUAGUUUAAACAUAACGUCAUAAGCCUAAACGAUAACUAUUAUCUGAUGAUCAGAAUAGCGAUUCCAUUAGUUGAUCCUAUACCAAACAAUUUUCUUGAACUGUUGAACUGAAGACAUAGUGCUGGUACGUACUGUUACAGUGGAACUCUGCGUUACGGCCAUCCUGUUAUUACGAUCGUUUAAAUUACAUUUGUUUGGAAGUUCAGCUAGACUGGCUUGUAAAUUGUAGUUUGUUUAAUAAGCUUAUUACCUCUUAGAACUGAUCCAUGAUGUAUUUGAAUCGUCAGAUCGUCACCCCACGAGAUGCCAAGGACAUCAAAAGGCGGUCCUUUAGCAUCCAAGCCUUAUUACGUUUCCACGGCGGUCUUGUUGGCCAGAAACACUGUCAUCAUUUUAGCCAUAGCACUGUUCUACGUCAAUUUGGUUGUGGCAGAUGAAUCAAAACCAAUUCCGCCAGGACGGUACCAAAAGCUGAUAGGUCCGGGCUUUGCCACAAACUGGUUCAAGACAAAGGGGCCCAUGAAGAAAUAUUCCGAACAAAACAUUAAAAACGUCAGUGAUAAAGGAUUUAAGAACUUAAGGCUGCGAUGCAGGGCAGAUUUCUACUCAUACGAUUACACAGCCACAAACUUUACUUGGUUUCUUGGAAAUUUGACCACCGUUGUUGAUCACUGCUUAAAGCACAAGGUCAUCCCAAUUGUGUCGUGGAUUCACCACCACGCCGAGGCCUAUGCUACAGAAGAGGACCAUGAUGCUUAUGUGGCUUGGUGGACAGCAGUGGCGCAGCAAUUGAAAGACAAGCAUUUCAAAUUGAGUUUCAAUCUUUUUACAGAAUUAGGAAUAGACGAAUGUGGGACAAACUGCGACGAAAGUCUUCGCAAAAGAAUUGAUAAAUACAACAACUGGACCGCAGAUGUGGUGGCAGCGAUUCGUGGAACAGGUGGCAACAACGGUCAGCGGAUACUGAUUCUCGGAUCGCCAGGAAAGACUGCGAAGGACCUGGAAAACAUCGAAAGCACAAUUUAUAGCAAUGAUUCAUAUAUGAUGGCGGAGUGGCACAUUUAUGCCUCAGGGCCGAACAAAAAGAAAGAUGGGCAGAAAUACUGGAAGGGAAACGGUACCACCAAAGGCCAAGAAAAUGUCAAAAAUGCGAUCUAUGAGGCAACUAAUUUCACGGAGAAAUUCAAACUGCGGACAUACCUUGGUGCCUGGAUGCCUCAAGACAACAAAGAUGGAGACUUGAAUGAAGAUGAAGUGAUAAGCUUUGCACGCUUUUUUGUGAGUGAGCUUCGCAGUGUAAACAUACCAUGGUCGUUAAACGUUUUGGAUCGCUACUACGAUACCAAAAAGAAGACAUGGCUGACAGAGAAACAGAAUAUCCGGGGGCGAAACCUUAACAUGUCACGGGUGUUGGACAAUAUCCGCGAAGUAAUAUCGUCACCCCACGAGAUGCCAAGGACAUCAAAAGGCGGUCCUUUAGCAUCCAAGCCUUAUUACGUUUCCACGGCGGUCUUGUUGGCCAGAAACACUGUCAUCAUUUUAGCCAUAGCACUGUUCUACGUCAAUUUGGUUGUGGCAGAUGAAUCAAAACCAAUUCCGCCAGGACGGUACCAAAAGCUGAUAGGUCCGGGCUUUGCCACAAACUGGUUCAAGACAAAGGGGCCCAUGAAGAAAUAUUCCGAACAAAACAUUAAAAACGUCAGUGAUAAAGGAUUUAAGAACUUAAGGCUGCGAUGCAGGGCAGAUUUCUACUCAUACGAUUACACAGCCACAAACUUUACUUGGUUUCUUGGAAAUUUGACCACCGUUGUUGAUCACUGCUUAAAGCACAAGGUCAUCCCAAUUGUGUCGUGGAUUCACCACCACGCCGAGGCCUAUGCUACAGAAGAGGACCAUGAUGCUUAUGUGGCUUGGUGGACAGCAGUGGCGCAGCAAUUGAAAGACAAGCAUUUCAAAUUGAGUUUCAAUCUUUUUACAGAAUUAGGAAUAGACGAAUGUGGGACAAACUGCGACGAAAGUCUUCGCAAAAGAAUUGAUAAAUACAACAACUGGACCGCAGAUGUGGUGGCAGCGAUUCGUGGAACAGGUGGCAACAACGGUCAGCGGAUACUGAUUCUCGGAUCGCCAGGAAAGACUGCGAAGGACCUGGAAAACAUCGAAAGCACAAUUUAUAGCAAUGAUUCAUAUAUGAUGGCGGAGUGGCACAUUUAUGCCUCAGGGCCGAACAAAAAGAAAGAUGGGCAGAAAUACUGGAAGGGAAACGGUACCACCAAAGGCCAAGAAAAUGUCAAAAAUGCGAUCUAUGAGGCAACUAAUUUCACGGAGAAAUUCAAACUGCGGACAUACCUUGGUGCCUGGAUGCCUCAAGACAACAAAGAUGGAGACUUGAAUGAAGAUGAAGUGAUAAGCUUUGCACGCUUUUUUGUGAGUGAGCUUCGCAGUGUAAACAUACCAUGGUCGUUAAACGUUUUGGAUCGCUACUACGAUACCAAAAAGAAGACAUGGCUGACAGAGAAACAGAAUAUCCGGGGGCGAAACCUUAACAUGUCACGGGUGUUGGACAAUAUCCGCGAAGUAAUGCCCUAAAGGGUAACGUUGAACACUAUUGUUGUUUUAUCAGUUCUCAAGACAAGGUCAGUGUAGACCUUCCUCAAGAACAACAAUUAAUAUAAUAACACUGAUAGUCCUUACAGGCAGGUAUCAGAGGUAUGUUUUGAACAUGUAAAAGGGGUAGAGCAGGAAAAUGCUGAAAGGGAUAUAACCAAUAAGUUAUGGUAAGUUGAAAAAACAAAACAUAAAGUGAAUCGAAUAAAACAUAUAAAACUGAUAUGACUAAAAAACUUUCGUUAAAUUUGAGGACCCACUUUUGCGAAGCAAUGACAAUCCAUUUGCCUGGUUUGAAAUUAGAGUCUUAACAAACUUAUUGUGAGUCUGGUGAUUCCUCAAGUAAAUGUCGUCGCAUGUAUCAUUCAUUCUGUCAAAAGCCACAGCCGUUAAUUGGUUACUCAGAGGUCGUCUUAUUGCUUUCCCUGAAGUGGCUGAAUUGUAAAGCAACUCUUCAUCCACGUCAACCGAGUUUGUAGGAUCGAUGCAUGCAUGGUUCAAGGUUAGGUCGGGAUAGGUAAUACCAAGGUAGAUAAAUUGAACUGUUUCCUCGGUCACCUCAGUACCUGUAAACACGACAUAAUUUGCGGUUCGGUGACUUUCGAACUUGGGCGAUGCUCGCUGUAUCAACAUUAUGCAGAACUUUGUAAACUUCAUUGCAAAGCUCUA